Molecule: messenger RNA, 429 nt
Organism: Trametes versicolor FP-101664 SS1
Lineage: Eukaryota; Fungi; Basidiomycota; Agaricomycetes; Polyporales; Polyporaceae
Exons: 1
Source: RefSeq, a predicted model, not a curated record
AUGCGGGGAGUGCCUGUUCAAUAUGUCGACUGGCUGCGGGUCAAGUUGUCAGGGCGGAAGACCUGUAUCCACUUCGACGAUUUUUUGUCAGAGCUAUUUGAUAUCGUCAGCGGUAUCGACCAGGGCUGCCCACUAUCAGUCAUCCUCUACGCCUUUUACAACUCUGAUCUUAUUGACAGUGCAGACACCAAGCGCGGCGAGCACGCCGUGGGCUCGAUGGACAAUGUGGCAUUAGUGGUCACCAGCAAAACCUUCGAGAGCUGCCACGACAAAGUACGGUGUUUCAUGGAGCGGGACGGUGGCGCUCAGGACUGGUCCACAGCGCACAACUCUGCUUUCUCCCUCGACAAGUUCGGCCUCAUCAACUGCAAGGCGCAGCCGAAGCGCAUCGGCCUCGGCCCGCAGCUCACGCUGUCGUAUGGCACGGUC